This is a messenger RNA of Platichthys flesus (European flounder), 3110 nucleotides long. It is a transcript of the gene cabp7a, whose product is annotated as calcium-binding protein 7. Gene Ontology annotation, molecular function: calcium ion binding. The transcript is spliced from 5 exons. Bases 657 to 1301 code for a protein of 214 amino acids. Lineage: Eukaryota; Metazoa; Chordata; Actinopteri; Pleuronectiformes; Pleuronectidae. The record is from RefSeq and is a predicted model, not a curated record.
AAGGACGGAACAACUGGAUCGCAACGCGCCCCCCCACCAACCCGCAUCCAUCACCAGAGCUUACGAGGGUCCGGACGCGCGCUCACCUGCCACCUGUGCGCGCACGGGGAGAGACACACGUUUAUAUUUUCGGUUCAUUCCCACCGUGGUUCCCUAUGGAUUACAUGAAGGUGUGUGGACCGUGAGGACGGAGUGCGUCGGGCGGAGAGCUUGCGUGUGCGUCCAACAGGUGGACGCACGAAUUGACCAGACACACAAACUCCCAGUGGAUUGAUUGAUCCCCCCCCCCCUAUCGAUCGACCGAUUCUCAGUUGAGACUCGACUAACCCGCGCUCCUUCGCUCCUCCUCAGAUGUGGAGCGGGUGCGCAUUGUCUCGCUCUCAAGUAGUUUCUCUCUCCAGCGACUUGAGUGUUGUCUGUUUCUUUUCCGCGCAAAUAAUGAAACUGCAAUGAGGUAAGACGCCGGCUGCAUUUUGUAUUUUGUCUUUCAUUGAACCCAAAGCGAGGUUUCGGCGGACACGCUGCGGAAUCCACCGCUCGCCCACAUCGUCCACUGACGCCUGCGGGUCCCUCGGUGAUCGUGGGGGGAAGUUGGGAUCCUCUCUGUGGGCACAUCUGCAUGUCGAGGGCGCAGGUGGCAGCCAAAGGUCGCAGUCAUGCCGAUGCAUCCAGUCACCUCCACGUUGAUGUACCGGGGGAUCUGCACCAUCCCCGACAUGCUGUACAGCCAGCCGGUGAACCUGCCCGAAGACGAAGUUGAAGAGAUCCGCGAGGCCUUCAAAGUGUUCGACCGCGAUGGAAACGGAUUCAUCUCAAAGCAGGAGCUGGGCAUGGCCAUGCGCUCCCUCGGCUACAUGCCGAACGAGGUGGAGCUGGAGGUCAUCAUCCAGAGACUGGACAUGGACGGCGACGGCCAGGUGGACUUUGAGGAGUUCGUCACUCUCCUGGGCCCGAAGCUGACGGCAGCCGGGUUGCCGGAUAAGUUCCACGGCGCAGACUUUGACUCCGUCUUUUGGAAGACAGACAUGCAGAAGCUGACGGUAGAGGAGCUGAAGAGGCUUCUGUACGAUACCUUCUGUGACCACCUCUCUAUGAAAGACAUCGAGAACAUCAUCAUGACCGAGGAGAACCACAUAGAGAACCCUGGGCAGUGCCAGGUGGAUAUAGACAGUUCCAGCCCGACGCAGCAUGUGAAGCAAACCUGUGUGCGCAAGAGCCUGAUAUGCGCCUUCGCCAUCGCUUUCAUCAUCAGCGUCAUGCUCAUCGCAGCCAAUCAGGUGCUGCGGAGCGGCAUGAAAUAGGAGCUGUGGCGUUUUCAGCCUUGACCACCACCUAAAGGCUGCCUUUACAGAUACAUGACUGAGAGAUAAAGCUAGCAAAAUAAAAAAUAAAAGAAUUCUAAGGACAAUCACCCAGCUGUGAAACAGGCUACCACACGACUGCUGUAGGCACCAAGGACUCCACAGGUGCAGGACUCUGUCUUGGUGACAGAGACAAGCUAACAGCUCAUGGAAUACCAAGGACAACAGGACCUCACAUAUAAAGAGACAGAGGCGUUUGUAAACUUGGACAGCUGACAAUACAUAUCACUAUUCGUAAUACAGCAUUUAGUAUUCAUUAGCUAUGUGCAUUUGAGCAGUGUUGCAUUCACUAUGGUGGCAGCUAUAGAGAGACGUGUAGUGACUGUCCAGUUUUGUAAUUUUCAGUGUACCAAACGGUUAAUUAAAAAAGAGUAGAAAGAAAUCUGUGAAAUAUUGUGGGGAACAUUGAAGAAAAUGUAUUCCAGAGCCUGGAAAAGUGUUUUGUGUAAGGUUUGGUGUGCACAGCGAUGUGUGGGGGAGGUGCAUGUGGUGCAACAUUGUUCAAAAUAGAAAAAAUAACCUCUUGGGAAUAACAACAGCGUGGUAAGAAACAGGCAGGUGUGGGUUUCCAGGGAUGUGCCCAUGAUUGCGUGGAUGGUGUCAGUCAAUCACAUGCUGCGGGGCUUCAGGCUGGGCAGGGGGCGAAGCGGGUCAACACCUCUCAGGAGGAAGGUGUUUGGGUCUGGCUGUAAAGUGGGAAGGUAACUGGCUGGAAAGUGGCUGGACAUGCAGUAAACACUCAACUCUGUCUCCACAGGGGGGCUUCGGAGGCCUCGGAGGGUGACCAUCAUCUAUGCAUGAAGUGCAUGGAUUUAAAAAACUGUAGUCUUGACACAUUUGUAAAAGUUCUUAUCAAUGUAUUAAUCAUUAUGACUGUGUAACAGAACUGUUCUCAAUACUUUAUGACAACUGUGAGCAAUUGUUUGUGGCGCAGGGUAUCAGCAAUCACAGCAAAAGUAAAUUAUACUACUGCAUGAAAAAGAAGGGCUGCUUUAGUACAUGCUCGUGAAAAAAAUAUUUCCCUGGUCGCUACUCUGUAGACGAUGUGCCUCACACGGGGCACCUGAUGAUCGUCUCUUACAGCAACCGAAGAGCAAACUCCUUCAAGACGUUUAAAGAAUAUGCAUCAAACUGAUCUAGCUAUGGUUGGGGGUGUAAAUCUGCAGGACUCUGUUUUCUUCUUUUGUGUCUUUUUUGUCUGGAAGUGUUGCUAUAGAGCAAUAACUGUUUGUUAAAUAGUAAUCACAGGAGACUAGUACCAACGGACCUACAAACUGUUGAGGUUAAAAAGAUUUUAUAGCACUUUUCGAAUUGGAGAUUUUUGGCAAUACAACAGACACUGGGUCUGAUGUUCAAACAGUGAAGAUCACAGACGAGUGGACACCUGUGUGUUAGAGGCUGCCCUUUGCAUUGAAGUGAGACUGGGGCCAAAUCGUGUAAACUGUUGCAAUAAAACAUUAAUAUCUGUGAUGCACCACAUUAAAGGUUUGUUUGGAUGUAGUUUAGAUUGUUGUGCAUGCAUCUGGGUCAGGUCUGUCACAAUUGAUGUGUUUUGUGCAUUUGAAGUGACUUCAACCAAAGCUUUUGGGAACCAACACAACAGGGCCACUGAACAAGAGCAAGCUUAGUAAUAAGAGACAAUAAAAUAAAGAUUUGAAGGAUUAAAAUAUCUGAAAUCCCACAAUUACCUAUGCUAACUAUUUUUAGAUGACGCUCCAGAAAGGAUUCAAUCUAACCUGAAACCAGAAA